Oncorhynchus keta (chum salmon) is the source of this 6092-nucleotide messenger RNA. RefSeq names its product rho guanine nucleotide exchange factor 28-like. The coding region runs from base 191 to 5533 and encodes 1780 amino acids. Lineage: Eukaryota; Metazoa; Chordata; Actinopteri; Salmoniformes; Salmonidae. Gene Ontology annotation, biological process: regulation of Rho protein signal transduction. The record is from RefSeq and is a predicted model, not a curated record. Gene Ontology annotation, molecular function: guanyl-nucleotide exchange factor activity. The transcript has 38 exons.
UCGAGGCGUUGGUUGUGACAUCUACAGUAUGGAAAGGCUCCAAACGUCGACGAGAGGUCACUAGACCCAAAUAUAGACCCUAGGCUACUUAAGGUGAGAGCUCAAUCAGGAGCACAGCACAGCAGCAGUUCACGAACAUGAAAGGUCCAAGUUAGCCACCUCACCAAAGCUUCAGACCGAUUCUGUGGGGAUGGAGUUGAGCAGAAGAGAAGUGCCUCUGUAUGGGCAGGCCAAGGUGUUUGCAUUGCUGCAGGCCCCAGACCCCUUGCCAAAGGAGGCAGAGAUCUUCAUCGUUCUAGAAGGUUCUACGCUUGCCCAUGUGAUCAGAGCCCAGAACGAUGUCAUGCUCUGCUUCAUCGUGCCUGGUCAUAACCUGGCUGAGACUGUCUCAGUCUGUGCUUACAUCUACUCAGAGACCACACCUUUUACCUGUGUGGGAGGGUCCAGGCUCAAGUACGUCCAGGACGAUGCCCAGGAUCUGGCUGAGCACCUAGUAACCCACGGUCACCGCCUGAGCUCCAGCGACCACAGGGAGCUGAGCAGCCGCUUCUGCCUGAGCGAGGAGAGCUCUCGCUGGGCAAUGGACCGCCGUGUGGCCCUGGCCAUGGCCAACUUGGAUAUCCCCCACAGCUGGAAUGUACUGGCUAGUCCAUCUGGAGAGGAGUUGCGUCCCAGAGAAUCCCCUCUUCACUUGGCUGUGCGCUGGGGUCUGUGUUGUCUGGCUGAGCUGCUGCUGUGCCAGCCGGGAGGACUGAUGGCAGUGACUCUGCCCAACGAGGAGGGGGUCACCCCACUGCAGCUAGCACACAACAGAGGGCACACACAGCUUCUGGAGCUACUCACACACCCCCCCAACCCCCUGGCCACACCGCCGGCCGGUCUGUCCCAGGUGUGGGCUGUCCACUCUCAUCUGCUGAGGUUCUGUCACGACUCAGAGAACCUAACCCUGACUGUCCGACAGAACCCACAGUGGAACCACCAGCAGAACCGACAGGCUGAUAUUCUUCUCCUGAGAGACAGACUGAGAGAUCACAACUUCCUCCGACAGAUCAAGGCCCUGAGAAGAGAGCAGUCAGAGACCAUACUGGAGAAAGAGGAACUAGUGGAUGAACCAGGAGAGAAUGGUUUGUAUCCUGUCAUCACUGCAGGCAGUACCGCUACAGUAGACAAUGACUUGGAGGAGCACCUCAUGUUUUGUCUAAAAGAAGAAGAACAAGAAUCACUGACAUACUCUGAGAAGAGCCAGUCAAUGAGGAGGGCCCAGGCUCUGUCCUCUACUCUGGCUGCUGCCUCCAGACUCUCAGCUAUGAUCCACCAACCAGGGAAGGACCAGAUGCACACUAAUGCCAUGCUGGUGGACCAGGUGGAUGACCUGGAUAUAAAGUACCGUUCUCCAGUGGAGGAGGAGGUGAGCUCUGUACCACAGAGGAACAACCCUGCCUGGGACUCCUUCUUUGGAAGUCUCCCUGGCUCCAUGGCUCCUCACAGGGACCAGGCCUUCCCCCUUCCUUCCUCUCCCUUGGCCUACCCCUUUCCUUUCUCUGGUGGUGGAAAUAGGGGGAGGAUCCAGCCGUCCGUCUCCCUCUCCUCUGGGCUCAGUCACAGAGGAACUAGUCAGCCUGAGAAGACCUGUGUACUGAGUUCCAGUCUGGAACCAGUAGAGUGUGACAGUUGGGAGGAGGCCACCCUGUGCCAGUCUCCCCCCUCCCUCCCCAACUUCUCAUCUCCCUGGCAACGCUCCGACCUGCAUACUAGCUCUGGGGACGAGAGGGACUCCUUUGACAACUCGUUGCACUUCAACCGUACACACUCUAACCAUUCACACACACCUUCCAAGGAUCAGUCAGACACACAGCUUCGUCUGCGCUCUUACUCCUACUCCUCCCCCAAGACCCAGCUUCCACGCCCCCUGUUCACCCGAGAUGCAGCGAUCUCUGACCUGACAGAAGAGCAUAGAGACUUCAACUUGACUGAGACACCCAGAGAGAAGAGGGAUGUGGGUUUCCAUAAGAGGGUCCAGUCUGCUGAGGACGAAGGCAGCUCGUCAUCAUCACUCCAACACCUCACCCUCUCAGAGUUCCUCAAAGAGAUGGAGGACGAGGAGUGGGAUAAAUACAUAAUUCCCUCCAAAGUUGAGUCAGAGAAAUACAAAGUCAGCAGAACCUUCAGCUUCUUGAAGAGCAGGAUGUCCAGCCCACGUAACAAGAUCAAGGUGAAGGAGGGAAAAGAGAAGACUGGAAAGGAGAAGACAGGAGCAACUAACGUACACCAGUUUGUGCCAGUCUCUCCCUCAGGACCCUCUGGGCUGUCUGUAUAUGUGACCUGUGACAAGCCUGUCCCUGGGAAAGAGUUUCUGCAGUGUACCAACUGCUCUCUGAGUGUCCAUAAGGGCUGUCGUGACUCGACUGCAGCCUGUGGGAAGAGGCCUCUGGAGAAGAAUGUGGCGAUGUUAAAGUCCAAAUCUCUCCCACACAUGAUGAGGGAGGGUUCCCCUGCCUCCCUCACCUCUUCCUCCUCCCUCCUCACCAUGCUGCCCCGAGGCAGAAAAUAUAUGACUGCUCCCCUAUCUAAGAGCCCCUCUGAGUCUACAGACAGGAGGCUGAGGGAUGCUGUGGGGGUCAGUGUGGACAGUGACGUGUGGAACAGCUGCUCCCUUAAUGAAGAGGGGGUACAGGUCACAGGGACCGCAUCAUCCACAGACUACCAUCUCGCCACACAGGAGUCGGUCGACACCCCCCUGCUCAGCGACCUAUCGGCUGACCUGGUGGGGUUUGAGGUGGAGUCCUGGAGUCUGGCCGUCACAACUGAGUUCUGCAGAAAACACGACAAACACACCGUCAAACGUCAGGAUGUUAUCUACGAGCUGAUGCAGACAGAGUUGCACCACAUCCAGACACUGACGGUGAUGUCCGAGGUGUUUCGUCGAGGGAUGCUGGAUGAGCUCCAACUGGACUGGGAGUGUGUGGCUCGCAUCUUUCCCUGUCUGGAUCCUCUCCUGCUCUUCCACAGGAAUCUCUUUGGAUCUCUACAGGAGCGGCGAUACGCUUCAGCCCAGCCCGGACACCCACACAACUACUGCAUCCACAGUAUAGGGGAUAUACUGUUGCAACAGUUCUCAGAAGACAACGCUGUGAAGAUGAAGCAAGUGUAUGGAGAGUUUUGUAGUCACCACACGGAGGCUGUCAAAGUCUUCAAAGAGCUGCAGCAGCAGAACAAGAAGUUCCAGGUGUUUGUCAAACAACAGAGUAACAACUCUCUGGUCAGAAGAAGGGAGGUGCCAGAGUUCAUCCUGUUAGUGACUCAGCGCAUCACCAAGUACCCUGUACUACUGGAGAGGAUACUGCACUAUACACCCGAGGGCAGUGAGGAGCACACUGAGCUGUCGCGGGCACUCACUCAGGUGCGUGACAUCAUCACGGCAGUAGACACGAGUGUGAGCAAGUACGAGAAAGCCCAGGAGCUGCAGGAAGUGUUGAGUCGCGUGGAGAACAAGAGCCUUUCCAAGCUGAAGAGCGGCGAGGUGUUCCGCAAGGACGACCUGCUAGGAAAACACCAACAGAGGGAGCUGCAGCACAAGGGACUUGUCUACUGGAAAACCGCUACAGGACGACUGAAAGACACCCUGGCUCUGCUGCUGACUGAUGUCCUGGUGUUCCUGCAGGAGAAGGACCAGAGACUCAUAUUUGCUGCCGUGGACCAGAAGCCCCCAGUCAUCCCCCUGCAGAAGCUAAUUGUGAGAGAGGUAGCCAAUGAGGAGAGAGGGAUGUUCCUAAUCUCUGCCUCCUCAGUGGGGCCUGAGAUGUACGAGGUUCACACCUUCUCGAAAGAAGAGAGGAACGCCUGGAUGAGACACAUACGACGGGCCGUAGAGAGUUGUCCUGAGGAGGUGGAAGAGAGAAGUGUUGAGACUGAGGUCAGACGGAACACUGAGCUGAGAGUUCAGAAGAUCUACAAACUCCAAGACACCCUGGCAAGUCAGGACCAGCGUAUCUGCAGUGGUCUGGAGGAGAAGCUACAGCUGUAUGCCGAGCUGACAGAGUUAACCCUUCAGACACCAGAGCCCCUGCCACAGCACCACCUACUGGUCCAACCAGACCCUGAUGCUCAAAUGCCACCGCAGACCACUGCACUACUCACAGCUGCACUCAAAGAGGCGGAGAAGCUGAUGUCUACCUUGCAGGCCAGUGAGGCCCACACUGAGCCCAGCCACAGCCCCCCUGUCAGAGUCCCAGAGUACUGCAGCUACAACAGCCAUUGCAGGAUCCAGGAGUCACCCGCUGAGUUGGCCUAUCCGAGCAGUGUGAGCUCGGCCUCUCUGGUGUCGGAUGGUGAGUGGGCAGGGCCAGACACCAUCUUGUGGCACUCUAUAACUGAGCUGAGGAGAAGAGACACCAAUGGAGAACCAAUGAAGGUGGCAGAGAGUGUCCAGAGCCUGACCCAGCUGCUCUACAGUCUGCAGGCAGCUGUGACCAUCCAGGACAGCUGGUAUGAGGUUCAAAAGCUCCUCCUACUGGAGCUAGAGCACCCGCUCCCACACACCCCCGCCUGUCUCCAUGGCAAUGUGGCCCAGGAGCAGGAGAAACAGCGGAGUACUGAGAAGAAAAAGGAGGAGGUAGAGAGGAUGAGUGUGGAAAGGAAGAGAGAGGAGGUGGAAGGGAUUCAGAAGCUUCAGGGGAGGCUGAGACAGGACCAGCAGCGCUGGGAGAGAGAGUGCCUGGCCAGGGAAAGACAACAGGGGGAGAAGGUGAGUCUGUUGAAGCAGCGCGAGCGACAGUGUCACCUGGAGGCUGAGAGCCUGCGCCGAGAGCGGGAAGAGCUGGAGCAGCAGCUGUUGGAGUACCAGCAGAACCUAGAGAGGCUGAGGGAGGGUCAGAGGAGCAUGGAGAGGGAAAGGGACAGGGUGGAAGCCGAGCACAGGCUGCUCCAGAGCUGGAGACACAACCGCCAGAGCUCCCUGCCUAUUAUGAUAUCGCUGGACCUGGAACAGGUGUCCAACCACAGUCGGUCAGGCAGCCUGGACGGCAACGAGGCUGCUCUUCUUCAUUCCCUCCAACAGAAUCGUCUCCACCACAACCAGCACCAGCACCAGAGCCUCCACUCUGGCCUGAGAAAGAGCCAGGACAGCCCCCUAAAUAGCGCCAACCUGAGCCUCAGGCCCAGCCUCUAUUACAGCCUCAACACUCUGCUCAGCCAAGCCACCAGUAAACCAUCCACAGAAUUACUGACACACCAACACUAUGCUCACCCCCAGCACAGUCACCUCCAGUCAGGAAGCUCCCCAAACAACCCCUUUAGGAGCAGGUUCACCACAGGAGAUGAGGGGCCCAACAACAACAAUUUCAGCCCUCCACAGGACAGGCUGACCCUGGGGUUGUUGGGUUCAUUGGGGUCAGGGGUCACAGGCCUGGGUCUGUACGAGGAGAACUUCCCCACCUCGACAUCCCUCACUCCUCUCCUCACCCCACAGGCCUACUUCUCUUUGAAUGGAAAGAACAGUGAGGAUGGGGGAGAGGAGAACAUUGUGUACCUCUGAGGAAUGACAAGACUGAUGGAGUGAUGGGAGAGAAGAGUGCAGUGCCAACUGACUUUUGUACAUCUAUCAAUGUACCCCCUCUCUGCCUUUGUGUGUGUGUGCAUGUAAAUGUUUUUUACCCAAAAAAUGGGUUUGAGUUUUCGUCCGGAAGCGACGAAACAAAAAAGCAUUACAUUUUUAGCUGUAUUGUACUGUAUUGUUUGCAUUUUAAUGUAGGCCUUUAAGUUUAAGUUCAUAGCUUGUUUGAUAAGAUUAGUACAGAUUUUCUCAGGGGACACCACUUUGGGCCCAACUUUAGGAACCACUGUACUAACCUCCCUCUCUGCUUGCUCCCUCUCUCAUCUGCUUCCGCCUUGCAGCCUGCCUUAGCCUCACAUCACUGUCUGUAUCAGUAGCUCACUCUAUGAAGCAAAGUUACAACUUUGCGUUUUUUUUCUCCUGCUGAGGUAGGCUCCGUUUAACGUUAGCUUCUUACUUCAUCCUUCCAGCUGGCUAAGUAAAACUAGCCAGAGCCCUUCAACUCACUGCAAUAAAUCUCUGCCAGCAGAUGGCCACCUGA